Oncorhynchus nerka (sockeye salmon) is the source of this 1272-nucleotide messenger RNA. RefSeq names its product 5-hydroxytryptamine receptor 3A-like. Lineage: Eukaryota; Metazoa; Chordata; Actinopteri; Salmoniformes; Salmonidae. Gene Ontology annotation, biological process: chemical synaptic transmission; regulation of membrane potential; signal transduction. Gene Ontology annotation, cellular component: synapse; neuron projection; plasma membrane. The record is from RefSeq and is a predicted model, not a curated record. The transcript has 8 exons. The coding region runs from base 108 to 1253 and encodes 381 amino acids. Gene Ontology annotation, molecular function: acetylcholine-gated monoatomic cation-selective channel activity; serotonin-gated monoatomic cation channel activity.
GUACAAACCAACCAUCCAACACAGCCAGUACAAACCAACCAUCCAACACAGCCACUUCAUCCAGUGCAACGACACCCUCCUGUACAACACGUCGAUGUCUGGCCAGCAUGCUGAUUGCGAAAGAAGCUCUGAGUCAGCCACAGUCUCCAUCAUGCAUCUCAAAUAUCAGUGUGCCGUUAAUAGUGUAUGAAACUCUGUCUGUCGACACAAAGGAUCUCCGCUUCGAGAGUCAUCUGCAAGUCAUGUUGUCUUGGGAAGACCCUGAUUUAUCAUGGAACACAUCAGUCUAUCAUCAUGAUAUGGUGGUCCUGCCUGUCAGCAAAAUCUGGACUCCUGAACUCCAUGUGACUAAUGGAGUGCAAACAACGAUGAAGCACGGCAACAAGGACUUGCUGGUGCACAGCAACGGGACUAUAGAGCACAUGGUCAUCAUGAACACUGUGGUGGGCUGUGAAGUCAAUCUGUACAACUACCCCUUCGCUUCAGAUUUCUGCCCCAUCGCCAUCAAUGUAUGGGAACUUAAAGGAUGUGGCAUGUUCCUGAACUUCGGGAAUGUGAGCAAAACUAGCGCAAACCGUGGGGACUGGCUAACCGAGGAGGUGGAACUUAACACUAAAGGAGGCAGAGAUGAUCGCAACUAUCUAUGGGUGUCGCUGAAAAUGCGGUCUGAAAACCCCUUUCUGUCCCUGGUCCUGCCCAGUAUACUGAUCAUUGUGGCAGAUGUGGUGAGCUUCUCCCUGCCACUGGGAGGGGGCGAGCGUAUCUCAUUCAAGGUUACACUGGUUCUCAGCUUCAUCAUGUUCCUCAUCAUCCUCAACGACCUGCUGCCUGGAGGAGGCCAGUGCAGCCCCAUCAUCCGAAAGCACUUCUGUUUCUGUUUGGUCAUCCUGGUAUUGAGCACGUUGCAGUCUAUGGUGCUCACACGCCUGGCUAAGUGUGGCACUCUCUGGCCCUGCAGCCUCUCCAAGUCCAAAGACUCACUGCUUAAAGACACAGACAAUGAAGAGGAAUCCAAGUCUGAUAUUAAAGCCUCAGAGGAAGAGAAGAAUACAGCCCUCCAGAAGGUGGUGAAGUUUCUCAACAAAAUGGCUGCACAAGACCAGAAAAAUGCUAUACACCAUCGCUUUGCCAACAAAGUGGACUUGAUCUGUUUCUGUAUCUAUCUCACCGUCCUCAUUGUUUAUGCAGUCGUCAUUUUAUAUUUCUCCUUUGGUUCUCAAUGUAAGAUCAACCAAUUAGAUUUCUGGUCAUAAAUUCUUUAUUCGCUUUUAA